AUGAAUCCUCCGUUACCAUCUUUGACCUCGACCUGGCACAACGGCCCCUACUCAGCCAUCUCGCCGUUGCGGCCCGAGCUGAGCGCCGCUGGCAAAACAAUCAUUAUUACGGGAGCGGGCAGUGGAAUCGGUCGCGCAACUGCCCAGUCGUUUGCCAAAGCAGGAGCCAGCAAAAUCAUACUAAUCGGACGCAAUGAGGCCACGCUCCGAGAGACACAGGCCAUUUUGGAAUGCGACUCCUCCGUCCACGCCGCCGAUGUGACGGACGAGAAGGCGCUUACUGCCGUUGCGGCCGCCACUGGGACGUGGGAUGUGAUGAUCCUAGCUGCGGGAUACAUCUCCCCACGAGCGUCGAUCCGGGACUCGUCCGUGGAUGACUGGUGGCGGAGUUUUGAGACUAAUGUCAAGGGCACCAUGAUAGCGUCCAAGGUGUUCCUUCCCACAGCCAAUCCAGGUCGUGCGGCUGUCGUCGCCUUUACUGCGGUGGUUGUGUUCCCCGCGGCCCAGCUGGCCAACCUGUCCGGAUAUAUCACUUCCAAACUGGCAGUGAUCAAAGUUAUGGAGUUCCUGGCGGCGGAGAAUCCCAACGUCUUCGCUGCUGCCCUGCAUCCGGGGAUGGUCGACACCAAAAUCUUCCGCGGGUCUGGCGCAGAUCCGAGUCAACUUCCAAUGGAUUCAGUUGAGCUACCGGCGGAUUUUUCAGUCUGGCUAGCAAGUUCAGAAGCCGCGUUCUUGAACGGUCGCUCCGUCUGGGCAAAUUGGGACGUGGAAGAACUCAAGGCCAAGGCGAGUGAGAUCCAGUCUGGGCUGCUGUUGACCUCGGGGGUUUAUGGCUGGCCAUUCACAUCAUCCUAG
This is a messenger RNA of Penicillium daleae, 855 nucleotides long. Its product is annotated as SDR family NAD(P)-dependent oxidoreductase. Lineage: Eukaryota; Fungi; Ascomycota; Eurotiomycetes; Eurotiales; Aspergillaceae. The coding region runs from base 1 to 855 and encodes 284 amino acids. The transcript has 4 exons. Gene Ontology annotation, molecular function: oxidoreductase activity. Gene Ontology annotation, cellular component: cytosol. The record is from RefSeq and is a predicted model, not a curated record.